AUGGAUGCAGAUUUUGGCUUUAAUCUUUGCCGCGGUUGGCCCUAUCGGCUAAAGUCGACUCCGACUUGCCGCAGAAAUGAUGAAAAACCAUGCAUCUUCCUCACCGCCAUCAACCACAGCAACAAAUACAAGGGCAGGAACCUCAAAACCCACGGCUUUCCUCCCGAUGAAGUUGCCACAUUCAACACCCCCAAUGGCAACCUGUUCAAGCUGAACUUCUACAUAUUCCUAUACCUCGGCACGGGAGCCACGGAAAUGGGACAGCAAUACUUGCAUACGUUCAUUUUAUGA
Molecule: messenger RNA, 291 nt
Organism: Paracoccidioides brasiliensis Pb18
Exons: 2
Coding region: 1-291 (96 amino acids)
Source: RefSeq, a predicted model, not a curated record